Molecule: messenger RNA, 1734 nt
Organism: Pyricularia pennisetigena
Lineage: Eukaryota; Fungi; Ascomycota; Sordariomycetes; Magnaporthales; Pyriculariaceae
Exons: 5
Coding region: 1-1734 (577 amino acids)
Biological process (GO): amino acid transmembrane transport
Cellular component (GO): membrane
Molecular function (GO): amino acid transmembrane transporter activity
Source: RefSeq, a predicted model, not a curated record
AUGACGUCCAAGGUUGAUAUUGCGGACGAGAAGGGUAUCGCUGGUGCCGGUACCCUUCCGACGUACGGUGGAUCGCCUGACGCGUCGCACCAGAACGUCGCUAUCGACACUCGCGAGGAGAACUUUUACACCCGCAAUGGUCUCAACUUUGAGUCCUUCAAGUGCCGUAGCUAUGGCCAAGGUCUCGUUGAGCUUGACCGCUCCAUGAAGAAGCGCCACUUGCACAUGAUUGCCAUUGGUGGUUCGAUCGGUGCUGGUUUCUUCGUCGGUUCCGGUGCCGCCUUCGCCAAGGGUGGUCCCGGUGCCGUGUUCAUCGACUUCGCCAUUAUCGGAGUCAUGAUGUUCAACGUCGUCUACGCUCUUGGUGAACUCGCUGUCAUGUAUCCUGUCUCUGGUGGUUUCUACACGUACUCGGUCCGCUUCAUUGAUCCUUCAUGGGGUUUCGCCAUGGGCUGGAACUACGUUUUCCAAUGGGCUGUCGUUCUUCCUCUCGAACUUACUGUAUGCGGUCUGACAUUAAACUACUGGGAAGGAACACAAGCCGUGCCGCUGUGGGGAUGGAUUCUCAUCUGGUGGUUCGCCAUUGUCAUCAUCAACAUCUUCGGAACUCUUGGCUACGCUGAGGAGGAAUUCUGGUCUUCGUGCUUGAAGCUCGGAGCGAUCGUCGUCUUCAUGAUCAUCGCAUUCGUUCUCGUCCUGGGUGGCGGUCCCAAGGGAGGCAAGUACGACUCGUACUGGGGCGCCAGGCACUGGUAUGAGCCCGGCGCGUUCCAGAACGGAUUCAAGGGCUUCUGCGCCGUGUUCGUCACUGCUGCCUUCUCCUUCUCCGGCACUGAGCUCGUCGGUCUCGCCGCUGCCGAGUCGGCCAACCCCGCCAAGGCCCUCCCCGGUGCCGUCAAGCAGGUGUUCUGGCGUAUCACCCUCUUCUACAUCCUUGGUCUGUUCUUCGUCGGACUUCUCGUCUCUUCGACCGACGAAAGGCUCCUGAGCUCGAACCCUUACGCCGACGGUACUUCCCCCUUCGUCAUUGCCGCCAAGGACGCCGGUCUUGUUGGAUUCGACCACUUCAUGAACGUCAUCAUCCUGGUUUCCGUUCUGUCCAUCGGUGUCUCUUGCGUCUACGGUGGCUCGCGUACUCUUACCGCUCUUGCCCAGCAGGGUUACGCCCCCAAGAUCUUCACCUACGUUGACAAGUCUGGCCGCCCCCUGCCGUCCGUUUUCCUCAUCAUCGCUUGCGGUGCCCUCGCUUUCCUUAACCUGGAUGCUGGUGCCGAGAAGGUCUUCUCCUGGCUCCUUUCGCUUUCCGGUCUUGCUGCCCUUUUCACCUGGGGCUCCAUCUGCUUGGCCCACAUCCGUUUCCGUCAGGCCUGGAAGGCCCAGGGCCACACCCUCGAUGAGAUUCCUUUCCAGGCCGCUCUCGGUGUCACCGGCUCCUGGAUCGGUCUUGGUCUUUGCGUCCUCGUCCUGAUUGCCACCUUCUACUCGGCUCUCUUCCCCUACAACAAGCCCGGUGUCGGUACCGCCGAGUCCUUCUUCCAGGAGUGGCUCUCGGUCCCCGUCAUUCUGUUCUUCUGGGCCUGUGGUUACAUCUGGAAGCGUGAGGGUGGCCUCAAGCUGUCCCAGAUCGACGUCGACACUGGCCGUCGUGAGCACGACUGGGACACGAUCAACGCCUACAAGGCUGAGAUCGCCGCCAUGCCCACAUGGAAGCGUUUGUACAAGAAGUUCUUCUAG